Molecule: messenger RNA, 3645 nt
Organism: Cuculus canorus (common cuckoo)
Lineage: Eukaryota; Metazoa; Chordata; Aves; Cuculiformes; Cuculidae
Gene: CLNS1A
Product: chloride nucleotide-sensitive channel 1A
Exons: 7
Coding region: 20-766 (248 amino acids)
Biological process (GO): mRNA cis splicing, via spliceosome; cell volume homeostasis; spliceosomal snRNP assembly
Cellular component (GO): plasma membrane; spliceosomal complex; cytosol
Source: RefSeq, a predicted model, not a curated record
UCCGCUUCCGGUGGCGGCCAUGGUGGAGGAGGACGGAGGUGGUGGUGCUAUGAGCUUCCUCAAGCGGUUCCCGCCGCCGGCCGAGGGUGUCCGGCAUCGCCAGCCCGACACGGAAGCGGUGCUGGGGGGACGCAGCCUGGGCGCUGGGACGCUGUACAUCGCCGAGAGUCGCCUGUCUUGGCUGGAAAACUCUGGAGUUGGCUUCUCCUUGGAUUAUCCCACCAUAAGUUUACAUGCUGUUUCCAGGGACCUCAGCGCCUACCCAUGGGAGCACUUGUACGUCAUGGUGAAUGCCAAAUUCGAAGAAGAGGAGACAAAAGAGGCUCCCGUGGCUGAAGGGGAGGAGGAGGACAGCGAUGAUGACGUAGAACCAAUUGCAGAAUUCAGAUUUGUACCUAGCGACAAAUCAGCCUUGGAAGCCAUGUUUUCAGCGAUGUGUGAAUGCCAAGCUCUGCACCCGGACCCAGACGAUGAGGAUUCAGACAACGAUUAUGAAGGGGAGGAGUACGAUGUUGAGGCCCGUGAGCUAGAACAAGGUGAUAUCCCGAGCUUUUACACAUAUGAAGAAGGAUUGUUGCAUUUAACUGCAGAAGGUCAGGCCACCCUGGAGAGGUUAGAAGGCAUGUUAGCCCAGUCUGUCAGCAGUCAGUACAACAUGGCUGGAGUGAGAACCGAAGACUCGAUAAGGGAGUUUGAAGAUGGGAUGGAGGUGGACAUAGCACCGGUAGUUGCUGGGCAGUUUGAAGAUGCAGAAGUUGAUCACUGAGGAGGAAGUACGCUGCUGAUUAGCUGUUUUAAUGCUACCAGAGAAUCUCCGUCACCAAAACAUCAGCGAAGAAAUUUUGAAAGAUGAGUUCUUAAUUCAAGUUCCAAGAUUAUCUUCAUGAAAGCCCAUAAACCACCAGUAGAUUUGAUUAUCCUUAAAGAAAACUUCCACUUCCUCCUCCUCUUCUGAAGGUGAUAAUCAAUUUUCCUCUUGUUCUAUGUGUCCUUUCUAAGAAGAUUGUUUUAAAGCUGAUGACUAAGAACUGCUUAUGGCUAGAUCAGGGUAUCCAUUAUAUACUGAAUGGUCUCAGUUUCCUUGUCCUCGUGGGUAUCUGCUAUGCCCAUAAAUGAGGUCACGUUGCACUUUGCACAGGCAGUUUGAGGGUUCAUGGUAUGCUAGUCCAUGAUUCUGCAUGUUAUUACAGCAAAUCACAAAGAAACCUAUUAGUAGAUUCCUAAAAGAAUCCCCCCAAAUAAAACAAAGUAAUUUAACUAAGAUGCUGAUGCUAGGAAAAGCAAGGUAGUAAAUUAGCAUAUCACUAGGACUCUGCCAGUUUCUAGGAAGCCUGAAACAGCAUUUCUGCUGAUACAUGGAUUCUGAAAAUAAUUUUUACAACUAAAUUUAAAUUAUCAAUUCCCUCGUUAUCAGCUUCUAUGAUUCUGCUUAGAGGUUCUUUCCAGAAGAAUUUUAUUAUCAUCACAGCAGGUCAUUUUCCUAAAUGCCUCAUCAUUUGGUCCAAUUUUGGAAGAAAAACUUCUAUUCCUAUUAUCUUCUUACUUUAAAGAAGUGUCAGAAAAAUUUCACAUCACGUUAGAUUUGUAGAGCUGCGCUCCUGUAUCCAUCAAUUCAGUUUUCAAAUAACUAUCCCCUCUAUACUUCCACCUCAGACACCAUAUGUGUGUUUACAACUCUUGGAUAAGGUCUCUAUGUAUCCAUGGAGCAUCCCUGUUUUGUAAUGAGGUGUUUAUUGCUAAUAGACUGCUCAGCCCUUCAGUUGAUCUACAGACCUGAAAUCUGUAACAAAAUACUUGGCUACAGCAGUGAAAAUGCACAAAAUGUGAUGUGUCCUGAGUAUUCACAUCUUUACAACUGCUUGGUCUGGAGUUCCUUUCCCUCGUAAAUUGGGAGACAGCAUUCAAUAUAUUCUGUAUGUAUUUUCUGUAUGUUAACUAACAAAAAACCUGCUGUUCAUGCAUUUUCACAGAAAUCUAACAUUACUCCCUAAUCACAUUCUACAUUCCUCAUGUCAAAGUUCCAUCUGCUGAUUUUCUUACUCAAGCUGAAAUCACUUGAAGGCUUUCUGCAAAGCAGUUCUGCAGGAUGCUUCUUGCUAAAUAAGUAGAAUGUGGUGUUUCAAAAUGCCUCCUGUUUCUCUAGAUCACUUGCCAAAAUAUUAAAUCCCAAAUACUUGCAACCUGGAAAAUCUCAAAAUGGCUAUCAGGGAGAAAUCAGUUAAUAUAACAGAAAGCUAAACCUGAAUUCUGAGAAAUAGGUGUUUUGUUAGAAGGCCAGUGAUGCUCAUCAGCUUUGCCUCAGGCUUUUCAUUACCUACUGACUGGAACAGUGCAUGGGCUUUUAUCAAACUUACUUUGUGGUUCAGUCAUCCUGUUUGGAUGUUUAAUUUAACAAACUUAUAUUAAAGUAAAUUUUAGUUAGACUAAAAAUUCUGUCUCCAUUUUUGACUGACUGAGAGUCAAUGCAAGUAGAAUGCCCCCAGGAAUGAACUCAAACAAGAAAAAGAAGUUAUUUGUUGUAACUGGAGCCCUUUGAGAUGUUUGCUGUGUAUGUUUCACACGCUGUUGUUGUACCUCCUAAUAGGAUUAACAGUCAUGAAAGAACUCCGGAUUAGCAGACUGCUUCUUUACAUACCAUGUAAGCAGAAAGCUCAAGAUUUGUAGAGACUAACUGUAAACAAUCAACAGCAUGGAAGUCCUACCUGGAGCAUUUUCAUCUGCACACAAUUAGAAGUAAAAAUCUGUAUCUUCCAAAUUAAAACCAUAAUUUAAAUUGAAAAAAAUCUAGUAACUAAUAUGCCUUAUUCUUAAACUAAGAACAGAUUGUUUCCAACAGUGACUGGGGGGAAAAACAUAGAUAGGAACUGCAAAGGUUAGUUCCUAUGGAGAUAAAAAAGAUUUUAUACUUUAAUAUUAAUAACUGAAAAAGUAUUUUUAAGUACUUAUCCUAAUACCUGUGGGGUUCUUAUUUUAAUUAAUCAUCCCUGCAUGUUAACCAGUAUUUUUUUCUUUUUGAACUUAAUCAGCUCAUAUUUACUUCCAGGGAGCCCCUUCUCCUUUUUAUUAUUCUGCUAGAAUCUACAAGUGGACCUUUGGUCAGUGUGAGAAAACACAGCAUACCUCAAACAGGCUGGAUUUUAAUACCAAGGCAUAAAGUCCCAAUCAACAGGCAGCUUCGAAAGGAUCAGGCUCCAGAGUAAACAGCUGUUGGCUUAUAGCUAACUAGUUAACCUUAACCUAACACAAACCUUUUUUCACUUUAGAAUUGUCCUGUUGUGGUUUUUGGGUAGGCACAUUACCCUGCUCAAAGUAUCCUAAAAGUACGUAGACCUUUAACAUGACACCUAACCUAAACAAUUAUACUACUUAACAUGGUUGUUUCUUAAAAUAAACUGAUCAAAAUAGUAGAUGUUAUUUUGUGAAUAAAACUGGCAUUUAAAACUCAGUAUUAGAUGUGUGAUUCACAACACAGAGUGUACCGGUUGCUCUACAUAGAGCAGUAAACAAGUUCAAAAUACAUAACUUACAUAUGUGACACAAAAUAGUGAUUCUGAGUGACUUUAACACAAAUUAUCAUCGACUAUUCUCUGAAUACAGAAAACAAGCAGGCUAUCAAAUAAAGAACUAUGUACUAAAUAACACUUU